UCUUGUUGUUUCCUUUUUCAAGUACUACUAUGAGAAACUACCACUCUCUCUUCUCUAUCUACCCAACUUCAUCUUCUAUCAUUGCAGCUGCAGUUGCAGUGCCGUAGAGUAGACACUCCCACUCACUCCCUCCCUCGAUUGAGCAGAGAAUGUACACGUCACCGUCCUCAGAUUAGAAGAAGAAAUGGCUGCAUUAAUCUGUUUUCCUCCAUCUCUCUCAUCUCUUUCUACGAAUACAAUUCCCAAAUUAUCCACUCCAUCAUCCUUCUCAAACACCAGAUGCUUUUUUCCACACAAAGCCCCUUGCCUCUCCAAUUUUGUUGCCAGGGCUUAUAAUUGGGGCAAUUCCGAAUAUGAUGAUGAUGAUAAUGGCAAGUAUACAAAAGAAGAUUAUGACAGCAUUGAGAUUGAAAUAGUGAAGACUGGCAACAACAGCCGGAGAAUUAGAUCAAAAGUAAGGAUCCAAGCCAGCCUACAGGCUGUUUGGGAUAUAUUGACUGAUUAUGAAGGCUUAGCAGACUUCAUUCCUGGCCUAGCAGUCAGCAAGUUGCUUGAGAAGACCGAUAAUUUUGUUCGCCUUUUUCAGAUUGGUCAGCAGAAUUUAGCUUUUGGGCUCAAAUUCGACGCAAAAGGUACUAUUGACUGUGUUGAGAAGGAUCUUGAAAUUCUUCCAAUUGGGCAGAGGCGUGAUAUUGAGUUCAAGAUGGUUGAAGGUGAUUUCCAGAUCUUUCAAGGAAAGUGGUCUGUUGAACAGGUUGAUAUAUGUUUGCAUUCAUUUUCUAUGUGAUUCUGACCCUCGUCUCGUUUAGUAUAAAUUGUGUUAUGGUCAUCAUCAAGU
Salvia hispanica is the source of this 838-nucleotide messenger RNA. NCBI's taxonomy places the organism in Eukaryota, Viridiplantae, Streptophyta, Magnoliopsida, Lamiales, Lamiaceae. The record is from RefSeq and is a predicted model, not a curated record.